This is a messenger RNA of Protopolystoma xenopodis, 441 nucleotides long. The record is from the annotation of a GenBank genome assembly. NCBI's taxonomy places the organism in Eukaryota, Metazoa, Platyhelminthes, Monogenea, Polystomatidea, Polystomatidae.
AUGCGCAAAGACGCGAUACAGACUCGCAAGAGAAAGUCGAAAAAGCGCCGAGACUACGCGGCAGUAGCAGUUGCCGCGGCUGCGACUAACGCCGCAAUGGCGGCAGUCGUUUCCAGCGUCACCGCGAUUGGCCUACCGAAUGGACCAAUCGGCUGUGUCAGUUCUAGCGGACCAAUCAGCACCGGCCUAGCCUCAGCCAAUGGUCCAUUAGCCCGAGUUGUUGGCCUGACCAGCUCAUCUGUGGCCAGCCUUCACUCGGCGGUACCGGCGUCGGCCGCCACCUCGGCCGGCUUGUAUGCUGCCAUGCGGCCCUGUCUGAUGCAGACGAACCCGGCCAGCCUCAACGACGCCUAUCCCGGCCACAUGUACAGCCACGGCCAGCCGCACCAAUCACAUCAAUCGCAACAACCGAUCCACCCUUCCGGAGGUAAGCCGGCAUGA